Messenger RNA from Orbilia oligospora ATCC 24927, 1707 nucleotides. RefSeq lists its product as uncharacterized. The record is from RefSeq and is a predicted model, not a curated record. Gene Ontology annotation, biological process: carbohydrate metabolic process. The coding region runs from base 1 to 1707 and encodes 568 amino acids. Gene Ontology annotation, molecular function: hydrolase activity, hydrolyzing O-glycosyl compounds; cellulose binding. Gene Ontology annotation, cellular component: extracellular region. NCBI's taxonomy places the organism in Eukaryota, Fungi, Ascomycota, Orbiliomycetes, Orbiliales, Orbiliaceae. The transcript has 2 exons.
AUGCCGGCAUUCAGCAAAGUCGCUCUCUUCUCCUCCCUCAUCGCCUUCGUUGCGGCCCAGCAACCUGGUUCCGUCACCGCCGAGACCCAUCCUGGCUUGACCUCCUCCGUCUGCACUCGAUCUGGUGGCUGCACAACUAAGAACACCAAGAUUGUCGUCGACGCUAACUGGCGUUGGCUCCGAAACAACGAGGCUAACAAGUACAACAACUGCUACACCGGAAACAGCUUCGAUGCCACUCUCUGCCCCAACAACGCUGCCUGCGCUGCUAACUGCGCUCUUGAGGGUGCUGACUACCCUGCCACCUACGGUAUCACUACCAGCGGCAAUGCUCUUACCCUCAAGUUCGUCACUCGUUCGUCCACCACCAACGUUGGUUCUCGUGUCUACUUGAUGGAUGACGACACCAACUACACCAUGUUCGAUGUCUUGAACAAGGAGUUCACCUUCGAUGUCGAUGUCUCCAACAUGCCUUGCGGUGUUAACGCUGCCUUGUACUUCGUUGAGAUGGACAAGGACGGUGGUAUGGCCAAGUACCCAACCAACAAGGCUGGUGCUAAGUACGGUACCGGUUACUGCGACGCUCAGUGCCCACAUGACAUGAAGUUCAUUGCUGGUGCUGGUAACGUUGAGGGAUGGACUCCAUCCUCCACCGAUACCAAUGCUGGUCACGGAAAGUACGGUGCCUGCUGCUCUGAGAUGGAUAUCUGGGAAGCCAACUCCAUCUCUAACGCCUACACCCCACACACUUGCCGUGACACCGGUCUCUUCCGAUGCGGUGACGCCACUACUUGCGGUGAUGGCAGCAACAGAUAUGCUGGUGUCUGCGACAAGGACGGUUGUGACUUCAACCCUUACCGUCAAGGUAACAAGAACUUCUACGGUCCAGGAAAGACCGUUGACACCACCAAGAAGAUCACCGUUGUCACCCAGUUCAUCACUGACGACCAGACCGCCACUGGUAAGCUCGUUGAGAUCCGUCGUGCCUGGGUCCAGAACGGUGUUGUCAUCCAACAAUCCAAGAACGAAUGGCCCGGCAUUGGUGACUUCAACUCCAUCACCGAUGAGUACUGUGUUAACCAGAAGAACGUCUUCGGUGACAACCCGUACUUCAACGUCAACCACGAGGGUCUCGUCGGUAUGGGCAAGUCCCUCAAGCGUGGACACGUCUUGGCCCUCUCCAUCUGGGCUGAUCACGCUGCCCAUCUCCUCUGGCUCAACUCCCCAUACCCAGUUGACGCUGACCCGUCCCUCCCCGGUAUUGCCCGUGGUUCCUGCUCUACCACCUCCGGUGAUCCAAAUGAGCUCAUCCAGUCCGUUCCAAACAGCUCUGUCACCUACUCCAACAUCAAGAUUGGUGAGCUUUGCUCCACCUUCGGAACCGGUGUCACUGUCCCAUCCGCUCUCUGCGGCCCAUACGUCCGACCAGGCACUGGCAACACCAGCACCACCACUGCUCGCACUAGCACCACCACUGCUCGCACCACCACCACCACUGCCCGCACCACCACUGCCGUCACCACCACUGCCCGCACUACCACUGCCGCCACCACCACUCCCCGCACUACCACCACCAGCAGCGCUGGCACCGGUGGCCAAGCUCAGAAGUGGGGACAAUGCGGUGGUAUCGGCUGGACUGGCCCAACUGCCUGCGUCUCUGGCUCCACUUGCCAGUCUCUCAACCCAUACUACAGCCAGUGCUUGUAA